Molecule: messenger RNA, 761 nt
Organism: Momordica charantia (bitter melon)
Lineage: Eukaryota; Viridiplantae; Streptophyta; Magnoliopsida; Cucurbitales; Cucurbitaceae
Product: Ribosomal protein S24e family protein
Biological process (GO): translation
Cellular component (GO): ribosome
Molecular function (GO): structural constituent of ribosome
Source: RefSeq, a predicted model, not a curated record
CUAGGGUUUUGCCGCACUCCCUUUUAUCAUCCCUCAUAAGGUCUGAGAGCUGCCGUUUCCUUCUGCGCCUUCGCCCUUCUUCGAGCUCUAAUCGGCCUCUCAUUCUCUUCGGAGCAUCUUCAGCCAUGGCGGACAAGGCAGUUACCAUCCGGACCAGGAAGUUCAUGACCAACAGGCUUCUCUCCAGGAAGCAAUUUGUCAUUGAUGUGCUUCAUCCAGGCAGACCCAAUGUGUCCAAGGCUGAGCUGAAGGAGAAGUUAUCUAGAAUCUAUGAUGUGAAAGACCCAAAUGCUAUCUUUGUUUUCAAGUUCAGAACUCACUUUGGUGGUGGAAAAUCUACUGGGUUCGGUUUGAUAUAUGAUUCUGUUGAGAACGCUAAGAAGUAUGAACCAAAAUACAGGCUAAUCAGGAAUGGACUUGACACUAAGGUAGAAAAAUCCAGAAAGCAGAUGAAGGAAAGGAAAAACAGAGCCAAGAAAAUCCGUGGAGUUAAGAAGACCAAGGCUUCGGAUGCUGCCAAGGCAGGAAAGAAGAAGUGAGAUUGCUGGAAUUUUGUGCCUAUCACCAAGGAUCAUCUGCAGAAUUCUGUUCUCUACCUUUUAAUAGUCCUUUUUUUAGUUUACUUUUUUUUUCACCCCAAAAUGAAGUUAUGUUAAUCAGUUAUUUGGUUGUUGGUGACUAGUGAUAUGGAAACUGUUGGUUCUUUUCAGAGGACAAAAUUUUUGACAUUAUAGGAAAUAUAUUUCCUUGUUUCCCAUCCU